Messenger RNA from Ogataea philodendri, 1473 nucleotides. RefSeq lists its product as uncharacterized. Lineage: Eukaryota; Fungi; Ascomycota; Pichiomycetes; Pichiales; Pichiaceae. Bases 1 to 1473 code for a protein of 490 amino acids. The record is from RefSeq and is a predicted model, not a curated record. The transcript has a single exon. Gene Ontology annotation, molecular function: flavin adenine dinucleotide binding; sarcosine oxidase activity.
AUGAUCUCGAAAGACUCCCCAAUCAUCAUCAUCGGAGCAGGUGUUUUCGGCCUUUCCAAUGCCCUGCAUUUGGCUCAGUCAGGAUACAAAAAUAUCACCGUUUUUGAUCGCUUGGACUUCAAUUCAAAUCAUUAUACACUUCUAGAGGGCGCAGACACCGCCUCCGCAGACAUUAAUAAGGUUUUCAGAGCUCAGUAUGCGGAGAAAAAGCAUUACCAGAACUUAGCGUUCGAGGCUUUUGAUAUCUGGCAAAAAUGGAAUAACGAGAUUGAAAACCUCCCCGAGGAAGAAGCCAAGAAUUACACCAGCCUGAAACUUCUGGAUCUCUGCGGAAUGCUCAGGCUUGAUGAUCAGCUUGGCUGGGAAGAGAAGGCCAGCAGAGAUAAUUUCAAAAAAGAAGGUAUUCUUCCUUUGAGAUACGAUAUCAACGACUCCACUGACAUCAAAAGAGCCAAAGCAGCAGGAUAUGGUCCAAAGAUGCAAUUCGCCCAAGAUUUGAAGUCUAAGUACAAGUCGUUGGCUGGUGCAUUGGAUUCUACUUCUGGAGUUCUGUAUGCAUCAAGAGCUUGUCAAUUUGCUAAAUACAAAUGUGCACAACUGGGUGUCAAGUUUGUUUUCGGUAAGAAAGCAGGUACUUUCAAGGAGUUUAUCUACAAGGAUGAAGCAAAGACUAUAGUUGUUGGAAUUGUGACUCAGGAUGAUGUUUCUCAUUUUGCAGAUUUGACGGUCGUCAGCUGUGGUCCAUGGUCAACUUUGAUUGUUCCAGAACUGGAUGGAAUGAACGAAGCUGCCUCGGGAAAUAUCAUUAUUUUUAAGAUUCCUGAAAACCGCAAAGACUUGAGAGCAAAGUACAACAGUAAAGUGUUUCCAAUGUUUGGUUGGAAGACCGGUCAUUCAAGAGAAAAAGAUUACAUGGGUGGGCUGUUCAUGUUCCCAGUCAUGGAGCCAGAAGGAUACAUGAAGAUGAUUGUGAGACAAACCAAGUACACAAAUCCGGUCAAAUUAGAAAAUGGUAGGGUUGUGUCUAUUCCAAAGACUUCGAAUAGUGAUCCACCUACCACCAUGCUUACCCGUCACAUUGUUCGUCAAGUUGAUGAAUGGCUGAAGAUCUUCUUCCCAGACUUGUACGAGGCCAAACUCGAGUAUCAAAGCCGAGUUCUAUGGUAUACUGAUACUAUUGACAACGACUACAUUUAUGACUUUGUCCCAAAUAAAAAGGGUUUGUUUGUUGCGUGCGGUGGAUCAGGACAUGCAUUCAAGAUGCUACCUGUUUUGGGACAGUUCUUGGUUGACAAGAUCGAAGGCCGUGAAAACUUCUAUACAAAAUUGUUCAAGUGGAGAUCUAUCUCUGGUAAAGAGAAAGAUCCGAAUGGACUCAGGGAGGGCAUCAAGACGAAGCGGAACUACAACCAGCAGGAACUUUCUACCGAAGAAGAUUUGAAAUUUGGAGCCAAAAGAGAUAGUCACUUGUGA